Molecule: messenger RNA, 1355 nt
Organism: Periophthalmus magnuspinnatus
Lineage: Eukaryota; Metazoa; Chordata; Actinopteri; Gobiiformes; Gobiidae
Product: 26S proteasome non-ATPase regulatory subunit 4-like
Exons: 10
Coding region: 61-1182 (373 amino acids)
Biological process (GO): proteasome-mediated ubiquitin-dependent protein catabolic process
Cellular component (GO): cytosol; nucleus; proteasome regulatory particle, base subcomplex
Molecular function (GO): polyubiquitin modification-dependent protein binding
Source: RefSeq, a predicted model, not a curated record
AUACAUUACCCAUAAGCCCCCAUCACGAUGACGCAAAAGGUAAAAGGUUAAGUCGCCAAGAUGGUGCUCGAAAGCACUAUGGUUUGUGUGGACAACAGUGAAUACAUGCGCAAUGGAGACUUUCUGCCCACGAGACUCCAAGCACAACAGGAUGCUGUGAAUAUUGUCUGUCACUCCAAAACCCGCAGCAACCCUGAGAACAAUGUGGGGCUGAUCACCAUGGCAAACAACUGUGAGGUGUUGACCACUCUCACCCCAGACACAGGCAGGAUUCUGUCAAAGCUACAUGCAGUUCAGCCCAGAGGAAACAUCAGCUUCUGCACAGGCAUCAGGGUGGCACAUCUGGCUCUGAAGCACAGGCAGGGUAAAAACCAUAAGAUGCGCAUUAUUGCUUUUGUUGGCAGCCCAGUGGAGGACAAUGAAAAAGAUCUAGUGAAGAUGGCAAAGCGUUUGAAGAAAGAGAAAGUCAAUGUUGAUAUUAUUAACUUUGGAGAAGAGGAGCUAAACACAGAGAAAUUGACAGCCUUCAUUAAUACAUUGAACGGCAAAGAAGGCGUGGGCUCUCACUUAGUUACAGUUCCUCCAGGUCCAAGUCUGGCUGAUGCUCUUCUGUCUUCCCCGAUCCUGGCUGGAGAAGGAGGUGCAGUCUUGGGUUUGGGAGCCAGUGACUUUGAAUUUGGAGUUGAUCCUAGUGCAGAUCCAGAACUGGCUUUGGCUUUGAGAGUGUCAAUGGAAGAACAGAGACAACGCCAAGAAGAUGAAGCUCGCAGGGCAGCUGUGACUUCAGCUGCUGAAGCUGGCAUUUCUGCACCUGAAGCAGACGAAUCUGAGGCAACUCUUUUGAAGAUGUCUGUUCCUCAAUCAGACAGUGGAAAACCUGCUCUGCCAGACUUCAGUCGCAUGACGGAGGAUGAGCAGAUUGCAUAUGCUUUGCAAAUGUCCAUGCAGGGAGCAGAGGAGUUUGGUGCAGAGGGCAUGGACACAGGAGACACAUUGGAUUCAACUGAAGUGAAGGAAGAGGAAGACUAUGAUGUCAUGCAAGAUCCAGAGUUUCUGCAGAGUGUAUUGGAGAGCCUCCCUGGUGUCGACCCGAGUAACGAGGCCAUCCGAAACGCCAUGGGGUCUUUGGCUUCACAGACUCCCAAACCUGAGCCCAAAAAGGAUGAAGAGAAAAAGAAAUAAAACUUCACUACAAAGGACUGUUAUUAAUGAUGUGUUAUGCAUGUAGAGUACCAGUGUUUGUGGCAAUUGUCUGUUCAUGCUUUCCACACCCACUCAGUUUGCAGAAUUGCAUUUUGUACCAACUAAAACUGCUUUAAUAAAUGUGGUUUUACUAUUCCACCCUCAAAUUGUAA